AUGUUCCUCGAGCGGAUAAAUACCGUAACUGGAGAUCGUGAAUGGGUCGUGAAAGAUGAGAAUUACGAUUUGGCUCAAGAACUGGCCAGGUUUUUUUCUUUCAUUGUCAUAAAAUCAAUUUUUGGUUUAGAAGUCGUUUCGCUGACAUGAUCCUUGAUUAUGAUCGGAAUGAUAAAUUUUUGGCUGGCUUGAAAACGAUCAUUCAAGAGAAGAAAGCGAAAGGCGAAGCCACUCAUGUCCUGGAUAUUGGUUGGUUUUUUGAAAAAAUGGGACAAAAAAAUUCUUUUGAAAAACAACCCUUUUUUUGAAAAAAAUAUGAUUUCUCCGACUAUUUCUAAGUAUUAUUAUCAAAAUUGAAACUUUUUUUAAAAAAAUGCAAUAUUUUUUUCAAUAAUCGUUUAUGAAUAUAUUAAUGUAAUUUUGAGAAAUUUCAUCGUUUUUUUCAAUUAACAUCUUGAUAAACGUUGUGUUAUCCGAAGAAUCACGCGAUUUUUUUACAAUAGUUAUGAAAAAAAUAAGCUGAAAGAAUUGCGUUUCUUUUUAAUAAAAUUUGUAGAAGCUGAUGAACUCUUCGAAAAAUACCACGGUUUUUUUCAAAUAAAAAGUUACAAAAAAAUUGAUCAUUUCUUGGUAAAAAAAUUAAUGAGCUCUCGGUUGAAUCAGGAUUAUUUUAAAAAAAUAAAAAAAUCGCAACCAUUGAUAAAGUCUUGAAAAAGAUAACGCUUCAUAUCAAUAAAAUUCACGAAAAUUGAUGCAUUUUUCAAGAAAAAUCGCAAUUAAUUAUUUUUUUCGAAUGGAAAUGAAAUUUCUGGUCAUUUUUGCGCGAAAAAAAUGAUCAACUUUCUCUCUGAUACUUGACAAUAAAUAUUUAUUCCAAAAAAAUCAUGAUUUCAAGGCGCCGGAACCGGCCUACUGUCUCUCAUGGCCGCCCGGGAAGGUGCUGAUAAAGUGACGGCUGUUGAGGUUUUCAACAUUUUAACUAACUUAAAAUUGAAAAAUCUUCUCAGGUAUUCAAGCCAAUGGCCACUUGCGCACAAGAAAUCACAAGCCGCAGCGAAUGGAAGGACAAAAUUUCGGUUUGUUUUGGAAAUUUUAAGCGAAAAAUUAUAUAGUCCAUUCCGCGCCAGCUUAUCUCCAAAAAUUUUUAGUGGCGACUUUAGGGUUUUGACGUUUUAGUGGCCACUAUAGUAGUCGAAUUAAUGGCUUCUUAAGUGGCUUAAAAUUAGUGGCCUGAAGUCUAAGCGGUAAUACUACAUUUCUAAAACUACUAUAGUGGCCACUAAGGUGCAAAACAGGGGCCUCUAUAGAGGUGGUUUUAGUGGCCACUGUAGUAGUCGAACUGAUAGGCACGGAAUCGGCUGAAAAUAAGUGGCCUCUUUAAAAGUCUAAGUGAUACUACUAGACUGCUAAAACUACUAUCCUCUUAAGUGGCCACUAGAAUUUUUCCUACGUGUUUUCAUCCGAACUACAGAACACUUUUAUCUGAUUUACGUGUCUCUGACAUGCGCUUUUGAUUUUGCCUAAAAAAAUACCCGUCAUAUUAAAGGCGCAUGCAGAAAUAUAGGAUGUGCGUUUCGAAGAGAAGGAUCUUGUAGCUUGUAGAAGAACAAGAAAAAGUUACACGAAAUGGACUAAACUCAUUUUUCAAGUCAUAUUUUAGGUUUGCAGCUCCCGAAGUUCAAGAUAACGAAUAAAAAUAACUUGCACCUCCCGAAAUUCAAAACUAUGGAUAAAAAUAGUUUGCAGCCCCAAAAAUCAAGAAUACGGAUGAAAUUAAUUUGCAGCUCCCAUAAUUUAGGGUUACAGAUAAAAAAAUAGUUUGCACCUCAAAAAAAUUCAAGAUUAUGGAAAAAAAGUUAUUUGUAGCUCCUAAAAUUCAAAAAUUAUGGAAAAAAAAUAAUUUUUAGCUCUCAAAAAUUUAGUAUUACGAAUAAAAAAAUAGUUUGUAGCUCCCAAAGUCCAAGAUUAUGGAAAAAAAGUUAUUUGUAGCUCCUAAAAAUUCAAAAAUUAUGGAUAAGAGUAAUUUGCAGCUCCCAAAAAUCCAGUCUUAGAAAAAAAGUUGCUGAAUUUUUUCGAGCUAGAAGAUUUUCGAAAUAUCUGAUAAAUUUUAAAUAUGUCUAGCGUUUCUAGGAAAUUCUUUUUUGAGUGAUAAAAAAACGGUUCAAAAAUUUUCUCCAGGUGAUUUCCGAACGUUCAACGGACCUGGAAAGAAUCGAAGGCGACUUAACACCAAAUAUCAUUGUCGCGGAAGUUUUCGACACGGAACUCAUUGGAGAAGGCGCUUUGAGGACUUUCAAAGAAGCCCUGACCCAUUUGGCGAAUGUGGGAAAUUUCGAGAAAUCAAAAAACUAUUUUAGCCAAAUUGUCGAGUUGUACCUUCCCUGGGUACUGUCUAUGUUAUGCCGGUGGAGAGCGACUUUUUGUUGAAUUUUAAUAGAAUUCCAAGUUUUGAAGGUCAAGGUAAGAAAUAGAAAAAAAACUAGAAGAGAAAUGUUUUUUUUUUCUAGAUGACCCUUUGGGAAAAUGCUCCGGAACUUGUGCUGUAUUCGAUGUCCAAUUAUCAGCCGUCGAUAGAUCUAAAUUUCGGCCUCUCAGUGAUCCGAUCGUCGCUUUCAAGUGAUUUUUUGAGCAUGGAAAAUUCUAAGGAACACCAGAGUGGUCACUCUAGGUGAUAGGUGGAAUAACAGCCCCUAUAGGGGACAAAAGUGCUUCAUAUAGGAAUAUUAUGUAGGUCGUCCCCAUAGGCGUUGAGUCUGACUCCUGAGACUCUAAAGCAUGAGUAGCCCCUAUAGGGACCUUUGAAAAUUGAAAAGACUUAUGAGCACCACUAACAUGAAUCCCUAAAGCGCCCGCUAACUAAAACCCUUAGGAAGACCACUUCUGCAAGCCUUAGUGCUCCCUUUAGGGGAUAUUGAUGAAGUGGUCCUCUGGGGGGGGGGGCUUUAGGGUUCCUAAGUUUGGUAGAAACUGAGGAACUUGUUAUUCGGAAAAUUGGUCCAUUUUUUCCUUUUUUAAAGAACGAGUUUUUGAUGAAGCUUGGCAGAAGAGCAUUUACAGACCCUCUGGUCCCAGAAAAGUUGAAGAAUUGAUCUUUUUCGAGUUGAAAGGCUUAAUGUAUGCUUAAAUUACGCAAAGGAGAAGAAAAUGGAUCUUUUGAAGCGUUGAGACUCGAAAUAUGGAAGGAAAUCUUCAGAUUCGACUUUGAGGACGCCUCAUCGAUAAUUUACGACGAGGAGUUCGUGCGCGAGCAAGUCUGCACGGCAUCCGGUCGUCUGGACGCCCUUCUGAUGUGGUGGGACCUGGAUAUGGACCGAACCGGCGUCAAUAUCAUCGACAUGGCUCCCAGCUGGAUCAACCCCGAUUACGCGGUUCCAAAUGACGACUAAAAUGAGUACGAUGCUCCACAUUACAGUGGCGGGACCAUUGGAUGCAGGCCGUCUACUUUCUGCCGACCAAGCCUGAUGUUGAAGCUGGCGAGAGAUUGUCGAUCAAGUGCGCACAUGAUGAGUUCAGCAUGUGGUUUGAUGUUGCGGAUGCCAGGUGGGUUCAAAAAAAGGUGUUAUUGAUAAAGAAGAAAUCACAAAACAAAAAAUAAAAUGCGGAUUUCCAAAAAAUAACGGGUCUUGGUCAAAAGAGCUGAGAAAAUCGCGCCGUCCCACUGUUUGAGAUUUAAAAAAAGCGAGCGAAAAAUGGGCUGCCGAAAAUUUUGCGCGACGUUGCGCUCCACUGAGAACAGUAAACAAAAUCCGUUCAUCUCGGCAAAUUAUUAUCUUGCAAUCUAGUUUUUUAUGUUUCGCUUGCAAUUUUUUUUCAGCUCAUUUUUAUGGUAUCGAUUUUCACAGCUCUUUUGACAUAUACAAAAAAAAACACUUUUUUGUUCAACUUUUCCAUCUUUUUCACGUCUUCUAUCAAAAAAAGGCUAGAAAGCGGCUAAAAAGGUACCAGAGGACUCGAAAAAGGUUCAUUGAGGUUAUGAAAAAGGAGCUCGAAGUUUUUUCUCUAUCGUUUUAGGACCUUUUAGAGAAACCUUUUCACUUCCUUCUGGGGGUUUUCAAAAAUAACUUUUCGUUCUGCCUGUAUAUAACCCAUUUUGCGCCAACUCUUUACGGUUUUUUUUAUUUUCGAGCUACAGAACACUUUUCUGCGAUACACACGGUCUUUCUCUGGGCAUGCGCCUUUUAUUCAGUCCGAAAUUUUGAUUAUUUUGAAGGCGCAUGCACAGAGACAAACCGCGUGCAUCGAAGGGAACCUUCUUGGGUAAAGUCGGAUUGAUGGAUAAUAGCCGUUUAAAGGGAGAGGCUCAAAAAAAGCCACAGAAAGGCUUCAAAAAGAGUCCCUUUAUCGAGCCUUCUAUUUAUUCUGGGAUUUUGAAGGCUCAAGAAAUGGUGGAAAAAAAGGGAGAGGCAGCAAAAAAAGAGGGGGGUGGUUGGCAAACCGUAAAAUGAUUUUUGUAAAGUUUAAUUAAUUGGAAAAAGCAAUUUUUUUCCUAAUCAAAAAAAUAUUUUUUUCGAGCUUGGAGGAAGGGGGGGACCUUCAUGUCGCCAGUCAUGCUCAUCCCAUGUAUGCCCGUGAUCCUGGAAAAGUUCUGUAGCUCGGAAAUAGUGAAAAGCUGGCGCGGCAUGGUAACUUGUUGCGUAACCGACUUUGAUUUGAACGGUGUAUCCAUCUCGAGUCCCGUUUCCAGAUAUUUGGGAUCAAAAUUGACAAAACGGGGAACUUUCAGAAGUUCCAUCGAGAGAAUGUACUGCGAAUGUUCAUUGCAUUCAAUGUUGAGCCGACAAACUUUGUUCCACAUGAACGAAAUGCUCCAAGAUCGGGUUUUUAUCGAUCAGUUGCGAUUGGUAAGAUUUUUGCUGUUCAGAAACCCUUGCUGGGGUUUUCAAAGGAGCAUGGAUCAUUUUUAAUAAAGGUCCCAAAGCGAAAAACUUUUUCUCAGGGUUAUUUUAAGUGAUUCAAAGACAUUUGCGCCUUUAAAAAUCCCUGCAAGAUUUUUUUGAACCUAGUUUUGUCCAAGUAGAAAAUAUAAGACUUUUUUUCUAGAUAUGUCAAGAUAAAUUCAUCGUUUGCCUCGGGGAAGGCUCGAUUUUACCUAUUCUUGUGGCGAAAUUCGCCUCCGAAGUCUGUUGCGUCGACUCGAAUCCGCAUUUUCGAGCCGUCUUGAAAAAGUUUUCUUGAUGAAAUCAAGGAGAAUAUUGUUUUUAUUACAGAUAUGCCGACUUUUAUAAGUUGACAAACUUGCGGAUCGUUGAAAAUACGCUGAAAGUUGUCCGGAAGGUAAUUUUUAGUUUUGAUUUUUUGAAAUGAGGUAUGUUAUAUUUCAGUCGUAGAUUUGUUACUUUUUAUAUGAAGAGGAUCGCAAAAAUCCUCAUUUUAUUAAUUUUUGUUUGAAAAAGUCAAUCACCAAUGAGGAGGGUUUCGUGGCGAAAAAAACUAUGGUUCCAAAAAUUCAAAUUUCUCAUUUCUCUUAACUAAAUUGGUCAAUUUUCUACAAUUCAUAGGAUUUUUAUAAGUAGUCCCUACAGGGCUCUUUUUAAUUUUUUUUCGUUUAAAAUUUUUAAAAUGAAAAAAAGGCUAAUAAAAGCUUGAUCGAUUGAGCCUCUGUUUUUUUAUGAGUAAGGACCUUUUUUUCUCAAACACGAUUAGCAUGUCCCCUAGAAGGGCCACUACCUAAAAACACUAUAGGGGAAGGUGAAGUGGUCCAUAGAGGGAAAUCUUCAAAAGCUCCUAAUAUUGCCCCUAUAGGGACCACUCUGGCGCUCCUAAGUUAUCCUAUAAGCUGAGUUAACGUUUUUUUUUUAGAUGGGAUCUUUUUUUCGUUUUUUUCAUACACGAUAAGCAUAUACCCUAGAGGGACCACUAACUGGAACCGCUAUAGGGGAAGGUAAAGAAGUCCCUAGAGGGAAAUCUUCAGAAGCUCCUAAGAUUGCUCCUAUAGGGACCACUCUGGCGGUCUCAAGUUAUGCUAUAAGCUGAUUUAUUGAUCAUUUUCUCUCAUACACUGUUAGCAUAUCCCCUAAAAGGGCCACUAACUAAAAACCUUAUAGGGGAAGGCAAAGUAGUCCCUAGAGAGAAAUAAUUAGGGGCCUAUAGGGACCACUCUGGCGCUCCUAAGUUAUCCUAUAAGUAACGGUCCCAAGAAAUUGAAUAAUUUCAGCCGGACGCCGUCGUCGCUGAGCCUUUCUACCUCUCAGCCAUGAAUCCCUGGCAAAAUUUGCGAUUUUUGUACGAAGUCGACGAACUUCGGCAACGUUUCGGAGAGUUCCCCGUCGAGCCUCAUGUUUGAAAAAAGGAAAAAGAAUUUACAAAAAAUGACCAUGUUUAGCAAGGAACCCUCUGGGCGAUCGGAGAAAAGUUCGAACACCUGCAAAAUAUCGCCCGUCCUGUCGGGACUGUCAACGGAUUCGACUUGUCGGCUUUCGAUGAGAUUUCUUAUGUGGGUUUUUGGGGAAGGGUUCAUUUAUUUUCUGUGUCGUCGCACCCCCUAAAAAAAUUGGCCUUCCAAAAAUUUUUUCAAAAAAAAUGGCGUUCUAAAAUCAACAGAAAUUUUUUUUUCUCCAGAAAGCCCGAGAAGCGACCGACGCGAUAGUGGAUGAGCAGCCGUUGUGGGAGUAUUUUGGUCGUGUCAGAACAGAAAAAAUCAAAAUGAUGGAUUUUGAAGUCGGAACUCCCAUCACCAAUAAGAAAACGCAUCGACGGAUAGAGCUGAAGUUAUUUUUGAAACUUUCGAAUUUCUAGAAUUUUGAUUUGAACUGAUUUCCUCAUUUUGAAUAAUGAGUUCACUCACUGCAUUUGGUAUGAAAAGAAGCAAUAAGCAAUUCAAAUAUCUGACCUUUAGGAAAAACUAAAAGGCAUGGCUAGCCAAAGAGAGAGAUGGUUCAUUGGAAUGCAUUUACAGUAUCGUCAAUAUAUGAAAAUAUAUGAAAUCUAUGAAAAAAACGCGACUUUGGUCACAACUUUCUUGUAAAAAAUUCAAUCUUUCUGAAAGUUCCUAAAGCUGCGUUUUUUACCGAAAACUAAAACUUCAUCAGAUUGUUAAAAAUAACAGUCAUCACAACUCCAGAAAAUUCCAGAAAGAUUGAAUUCUUUUCAAGAAAGUUGUGACCGAAACUUCAGUUUUUCGUAUCUUUUCUGACGGUACUGUAUGAAGCGAUAAGCUUUAGGAAAUUCUCGAAAAUUGGUUUUUUUGAAAGAUUUUUUAAGCAGUUUAAUACAGAAAACUUUCAGUCUAACUUUGAAGUUUUUAGAAAAAUGUAGCAAUUUUGGCCUAAGAGAAAAAUUUCAGUGGCUCCAACGGAGUGGCCCUUUGGAUGGAAUGGCAGUUUGGUGAUUCGAUCCUCUCUACGGGGCUUCUCGAGAACUACGAGAUAGGUUUGACAUGAAAUUUGUAUUUUGAAACCUUUUGAUAGUCACCGUAACGUUAGAAGCUAAUUUUUUGGAAUUUUUGGGUUAUCUGACGAUUUUUUAGUCACUUUAUUGCAGAAAAAAGAUUGCAAGUUUGAAAAUUUGACAAGCAAAUAUAGCUGAUUCACGGCUGGCUUGAGCCAUCGAGAGAGGGUUUUGCCACGAAAAGAGACGAGACAGUGCCCUGGCUGGUGGAGAGUGCAGACAGGCCACGCCUUUUUGCGUCAUAAGCUAGCCGCGAAUAGUCUAUACAAAAAAAUAUUCAGAUUGGAAAAUUUCCGACAGUUUUUGAACCUGGAUACCUAAAGGGACCCCUUAGAAGUACUAUUUUGAGAAAAUGAUGAACUUCAAAAUUUCAUCCAGCCGAAUCAAAGCUGGCUAUAGCCGUCAAAAAUGGGUCCUGACACGAUGAGAUAAGAGAGAGUGCUUAGUUGGUGGAGAGCGCAGACAGGCCACGCCUUUUUGCGUCCUAAGCUAGCCUUGAAUGGGCUAUAGUUUGAAAAAGUUUUAAUAUUUUUGAGUAAAAUAAAGUUUAGAAAUGUUUUUGAAUCAAUGAAUCAUGUUUCAACUCGAUCACCCGAAUCUGGAAGUCGCUUUUUUUUUCCUAGAACAAAAAGGCCCAACGAUUUGAUUGAGCAAAUGAAAUUUCACUGUCAAAUGGUUUCUUCCUGUCGAAAAAUCGGAAGAUCCAAAAAAUGCACGAUUUCCAAGGAAAAUCCAUAUUUUUCCAUGUGAAAAAACUUUUCAAAAGAAAGAUUUAAUGCAAAAAACGUUCAAUUUGUCCCCGGCUUUGGUUUAAAAAAAGUUGUAUUUUUUUUGGUAUUUUUCGCUACCGUUACCCGAAAAAGGGGCGGAGCUUCUCAAAAACCCACGUGAAAUUUCGAAGACCUCAGAGUUAGUGUGACCUCAAAUCAAGCUCAGAAAACUUAUACUGAAAAUUUUUUAUAAGGAAAGUGUAAAAAAAAAAUCAAUAAAACACCUCUAGCUUCCCAUUGUAAUCAAAAUAAACUAAUAUGCGAAAAACGCCCAGGAGAUGCUCCGCAAUGGAAUAUCGGCUACCGACAAGGAGUUUAUUUCCCAACGGGCAAGCUUUUCGAAGCCGCCGACCUCAGCCUAAUGGUCCGAUUCAACGCGAAAACGGCCGAUCUGGCCUUUCAUUUUGUCAAAUCCGACCAUCCGGCGCUUCCCUCGUGA
This is a messenger RNA of Caenorhabditis auriculariae, 8595 nucleotides long. The record is from the annotation of a GenBank genome assembly. NCBI's taxonomy places the organism in Eukaryota, Metazoa, Nematoda, Chromadorea, Rhabditida, Rhabditidae.